Mucor velutinosus is the source of this 1404-nucleotide messenger RNA. RefSeq lists its product as uncharacterized. Gene Ontology annotation, molecular function: oxidoreductase activity, acting on paired donors, with oxidation of a pair of donors resulting in the reduction of molecular oxygen to two molecules of water; heme binding. The transcript is spliced from 5 exons. The record is from RefSeq and is a predicted model, not a curated record. NCBI's taxonomy places the organism in Eukaryota, Fungi, Mucoromycota, Mucoromycetes, Mucorales, Mucoraceae. Gene Ontology annotation, cellular component: membrane. The coding region runs from base 1 to 1404 and encodes 467 amino acids. Gene Ontology annotation, biological process: lipid metabolic process.
AUGAGCAGCGACGUAGGAGCAACAGUACCCCAUUUCUACACUCGAGCUGAACUGGCUGAUAUUCAUCAGGAUGUCCUAGAUAACAAAUCGGAUGCUAGAAAGCUAAUCGUUGUCGAGAACAAGGUGUAUGAUAUUACAGAUUUUGUAUUUGAUCACCCCGGUGGUGAGCGAGUACUUUUGACUCAAGAGGGCAGAGAUGCUACAGAUGUCUUUCAUGAGAUGCAUCCUCCCUCUGCUUACGAGCUGCUAGCUAAUUGCUACGUUGGUGAUUGUGAGCCCAAGUUGCCUAUUGAUUCCAGCGAUAAGAAGGCAUUAAAUUCUGCUGCGUUCGCUCAAGAAAUUCGUGACCUCCGGGAUAAACUAGAGAAACAAGGUUAUUUUGACGCUAGCACUGGCUUCUACGUCUACAAAGUUUCAACCAUCCUGCUUGUUUGCAUUGCGGGUUUAGCUAUCCUCAAGGUUUGGGGUAGAGAUUCCACUGUAGCUGUCUUUAUCGCUGCCUUUUUAGUGGGUCUCUUUUGGCAGCAAUGCGGCUGGCUAGCUCAUGAUUAUGCUCAUUAUCAAGUCAUCAAGGAUCCCAAUGUCAAUAAUCUCUUUUUGGUUACUUUUGGUAACCUGGUCCAAGGCUUCUCUCUUUCAUGGUGGAAGAAUAAGCACAAUACUCAUCAUGCUAGCACCAAUGUUUCUGGUGAAGAUCCUGAUAUCGACACGGCUCCCAUUUUGUUAUGGGAUGAAUUUGCUGCUGCUAACUUCUAUGGAUCUUUAAAGGAUAAUGCCAGUGGAUUUGACAGGUUCAUUGCAGAACACAUUUUGCCUUUUCAAACUCGUUACUACUUUUUCAUCCUUGGCUUUGCUCGUACAUCCUGGGCUAUUCAGUCUAUUAUCUACUCUUUUAAGAACGAGACAUUGAACAAAUCAAAGCUCUUGUCCUGGUGUGAGCGUGUCUUUUUGAUUGUCCAUUGGAUCUUCUUCACCUAUUGCACUGUUGCUUGGAUUGGCUCUCUCAGAAACAUCGCCAUGUUCUUUGUUGUUAGUCAGAUUACUACCGGUUACUUGCUUGCUAUCGUAUUUGCCAUGAACCAUAACGGUAUGCCUGUCUACAGCCCUGAAGAAGCAAACCAUACCGAGUUUUAUGAGUUACAAUGCAUCACUGGUCGCGAUGUCAAUUGCACUGUAUUUGGGGAUUGGAUUAUGGGUGGAUUAAACUAUCAAAUUGAACACCACCUUUUCCCUGAGAUGCCUCGACAUCACUUAUCCAAAGUAAAGUCCAUGGUCAAGCCUAUUGCGCAAAAGUAUAAUAUCCCUUACCAUGACACAACAGUUAUUGGUGGUACCAUUGAGGUCUUGCAAACCUUGGAUUUUGUUCAAAAGAUUUCGCAAAAAUUUAGCAAAAAGAUGCUCUAA